ACUCGCGGCCAGUCGUGGGUCGCGCGGAUCCCGACGGACGGGCCCGUGCACGUCGCCCUGGCCGUCGGCGCCGGCGUCCUCGACCGGGCCGGCGCGCGGCUCCGCGUCUGGAACUGCUCCGCCUCCGCCAAGGCCAUCGGCGGCGUCGCGGACGAGCCCGGGGCGCUGGGCGCGAGGUCCAUCGAGGUCGAGGUCGACGGGGCGCUGGUCUUCGCGGGCGAGCUGCCGCGGCGGGCCCGCGACGCCAAGGGCUCGGGUUGGUUCGACGUGGCGCUGAAACCGGCGGCGGUUCCGGCGGAGCUCGCGGCGGCCGCCCCCGCGCCGGCCGCGGAGGCCGCGCCGACGCCCGCGGAGGAGGCGCCGCCCGCGCCGAAGCCCGCGCCCCUCGAGACGCCCCCGGCGACGACGGGCGGGGCGGCCGCCGCGCUCGUGACGCCCGACGACGCCGAGGCGUCGGGCACCGUCGCCGACGCGAGCGCGACGCUCGUGACGCCCGAGGCGCCGGCGAAGGUCCCCGACGCCGACGCGCCGGCCAAGGUCUCCGACGCGUCGCUCUGGCUCGCCAAGCCGACGCCGCGCGGCGCCGCGGCGUUGGACCUCGCGUCGCCGCCGAAGCCGAAGCCCACGCCGCGGUCGCGGCGGCCGCGGACGCAGGGACCGGAGGAGCCCGAGGACGACGAGGCGGCGGCGGCGGAGCCGGCGCCGGCGGCGCCGCGGCCGUCGCGGCCGGCGGCCGCGGCGGACGCUCUCGCAGGUCCCUCGGACGCGCUCGGCGCGGCGCUCCGCGGGGAGCUGCCGCGGCGGAAGCCGCGCAACGAGGCGAGCCUCCUCGAGUCCUGGGACUCGCUCGCGCAGUUCUCGUCGAAGAGCCGGUCGCGGCUCGCGCGCGCGGGCGCGUCCGCGCUCGGCGACUCCUUCGCCGACUCCGUCGCCGGGGCGCCCGGCGACGCGGACUCCUUCGUCGAGGACGACGACGACGAGCCCUUCGAGGGCGCGCCCACGCUGCCGAGCGGCCGCGUGCUGACG
Aureococcus anophagefferens is the source of this 1026-nucleotide messenger RNA. RefSeq lists its product as hypothetical. The annotation marks the transcript as partial. Lineage: Eukaryota; Pelagophyceae; Pelagomonadales; Pelagomonadaceae. The transcript has a single exon. The record is from RefSeq and is a predicted model, not a curated record.